AACUUUGUUUUAAAGAAAGAGUCUAUGACAUGUUUAUGCCUCUACGCUAAGUGGAAAAGCGAGUCUUCAAUGCAGUCAUCCUCAUUGUAUUAUUCUCAUGGUCGCUGUUGGUAUCAAGAUUACAUAUGCUGCUUGGCCAAGAGAAGAGAAAUUUGAUACUAAAAUUGUUCAAGAUGACAGUGCUCUUAUCUUUACUAAAAUGUUGGGAAAAAUACCAGAUGUUAUUUUCUACAGCAGUUGUGGAGAAAUUGUUUACAAUCCCGUCUGUUUCUGUAUAAUUCUAUCAAUGCAUAGAAGAACCUCAUAGUAACUGGGUCCCUGCCAUUGUGAAAAUUCCCCCAAGAUUUGUGGUUUAUUAAAGUUUACAAAAUAUAUAUAUUUUCUUUUAGAAUAAUUUACAGACAAGGUAUUUUGACUGCUUGACGUUCUACAGCUGACCUCAAAAGUAGCAAAUAUGUCCUGUAUUGAAAAAAUGUGACUGACUUUGGUUUUAAUUAGUUCAGUUGCAACAACAUUUUUUUGCAUAGAAACAUAGAAGAUUACUGUUCUCUGGAUUUCUUCUUUGUAAGCCAAACUUAGUGUCAGAAGUGUACUAUCACAAUAGACAAUAAACAGUCUUAUUUAUUUAAGUGAAAAUGGAUACAAAUCAUGUUGUAUUUUAAUAGGGUUCACACUACUUUUGAAUUCCUGAAAACUAGAAUUUUGAUGUUUUCUUCAGGGCCCUGGUACACUCUUCGAAAAUUUUCUCCUUCCACGUGUUCUUGAAAUACUACUGGAAUUCUACCAUCUCUAAGAAGUAUGAACCUUGUUUUAACUACUACAACAACUCUUUCUGUGACAGGAUUUUUAUAAAAAAGUUAACUAUGUAUAUAUAUAUGUGUGUGUGUGUAGUGUGUCCUGGAUUAAUCAUGACUUGUACAAUCCCCCACAAAUGUUUGUUUUAUAUAUAUUUAUCACACAGUAUAAAGAUGCAGAAUUGCUACCUUUUGUGUGAUCACUGUUAUCAGAUAAUUUUCAAGUAAAAAUGUUUGUGCUUUAAUUCAAGUCAAGAAGUAACAUAGGCACUUGUCUUUGCCCUGCUUUUAUACAGAUCCUUUUGGUUAAUGUAACAUAAUAACACUCUCCAUCUACCCAAGCCAGAAAAUAUGUAGAGUGGACUGCUGUAUUGAUUCUGUUUAGGUUUUGUAAUUGAAAAAAGAAAUUAAUGUGAUCUGAUAAAUGUCAUUAAAAUUACCUUCGGCUGCUAAUUUGAUGAAUUCAGUGCAGUGGUUUAAUUUGUAUCCUGCGUUGUAAAAGUCUCCUUUCUAUCCAACCUUCCCAAAAUUGUUAGAAACACAGUGAACCCCACUUUUUUAAUUCAUAUUGCAUUGUACAAUAUAUGGCAAUUUGAAGAAAAUUUUUAAGUAUGUCUGCUUUAAGAUAAUUUCAUUUGAAUGCUCUGAUGAAGAUGCUUUUGGGAAAUGAUUUAUGUCCAUAAGCAGUUAAUCUUUCAAUUUGUUCAUGAUCUUAGUCCUUCUCAAUUGUUAAAAACAAUUCUCAUUUUAUUGAACUGCUGUAACAUUUUGAUGUGCAAAUCUUCUGACUUUCUGACUCUAAAGUUCCUAAUAAAAACAUUGUUGGAGAUCCUACUUUGUACGCUGUGCGGGCCUACUAUUGCCAAGCUUUUCUGCUCGAGGGAUGGGAGAGCUGUGUACAGUAGCAUGUCGAUCACGUGCUUCUUGACCGCACACCUUUGUUGUGCUAAUGUGAUUGAAACUUCAGAGUGAUUCUUUAAUGUUGGAAUUUGAACGGAAAUAUAAACAUGCAGGGAAACAAAAACUGACACAAACAAUGACUUUAAGUGAUUCGCCGGUAUAGUUGACGUGCUCGCUUUAAAAAUCUUGUUCUGGUAGUUCAUGACAAACUCUAGUUGAAACGAGACAUGACCGCCAUGUUCCCCGUGGCGAACGGACUUCAAAUGUCAGAGAACGGUGAGGCGAGAAAUGAUCGUGGGAGCUCGCUUGAAGUGGAUGACAGUGAACUAGGCUCUCGCAAGACAUCUGCCAGAUGGAAGUUACAACAUAAAAGACAAGUUUUAAAUCAGAAAAUAUUCAAGCAGACGAAGUUGCGAGACGGAGCAGAGAAUUUGAUGAAAGCCCUCAGGAUAACAAAUGACCGGAAAACAAAGCUUGCUGCUAAGACAGAGUUGAGUUUUGCCAACUCUCAGCUGGAUAUGCUGAAGGAGGAGCUAGAAGGAAUCAACAGCACCUGGGAUAUUUAUCAGUUUGACAGGAGUGUUGAGCAUCAGAUUCCUUUGAUUGCUGUGGGUCUCAGAGAAACAAAAGAGCUUGCUUUCAAGCCUCAGUUUAAGGACUUUAUUUUAGAACAUUACAGUGAAACUCCAGAAAAUUAUGGAAAAGAACUUGAGCUAUUUGAAAAUCUCAGAAAGGAGGCCGUGUGUAAGGCCAGCAGAGAUGAAGCAGGUAUUCAUGCUUUGUACAUGUACUACAAUCAACUGUACUUUGUGGAGAGGAAAUUCUUUCCCAAAAGAAAGGGAUGCAUCAUGCCAGUUUACUUCCAUUGGUUUGACACCACAACGGGAUUGCCAAAAAUACAGAGAUCUGUUGCAUUUGAAAAGGCUAGCAUUCUCUUCAACAUUGGUUCUAUCUGGAGUCAAAUUGGUGCAAAACAAGACAGAAGAACACAAUCUGGGUUAAGUGUGGCCAUUGAUGCUUUUAACAAAGCCGCAGGUGUAUUCAAGUUUAUAAAAGACAAUUUUGUCAACUCUCCAAGUGCAGACUUGACACCAGAGGUAAUGGACAUGCUGAUGGCAGUCAUGUUGGCCCAGGCACAGGUGUGUAUGUGGGAAGAGGGAAGUCUUGAAGGAAUACAAGAUGCAUUGUCACACAAGAUAAGUGCAGCACAGGAGUGUGUUGAGGUUAGUCAAAGGUACAAAAAGGCCCAGAUGACAAUGAAUGCUGGAAUCUGCUUGAGUUGUGUUCCAUUGUCUUGGAAGAACAUGAUGUCUAUAAUGAGUCUUCAUUACAAAGCCUUGUCACAUUACUUUGUUGCUGAAGGACUUCUUAAAAGUGUUGAGAGUUCCAGCAAUGAUAAAGAAGAAGAAGCAGUGAUCUCUUCAUUAAACGUGUCUCAGUGGGACGAUAAAUCAAUCAGAAAAAAGCAAGCCAAAGCACACCUCCAUUCUGCACUUAAAUCACAUGAAGAAGCCAUGAAAGCAAGACAAAUUUGUCGGCACUGUAGGAAAAUAGUAGGAUUACAAAAGGUCAAACAUAAUUGUUCAAAAAAUACAACUUCUUGAAUUUAUUGUGAUUAUUUGUGUUGCCUUUCAGCUUUACCAAGACUAAAAGCAGAUUGUGUUCCACCUAAUUUUAGUCAAGCUUCAGUAGAAGACUUGUUUCAUAGACUGGGUCCUGUACAUGUGUUCAAUGCAAACUUAGAAUGGAGUGUCCCAAGGAGUAUCACAUUAAAGAAAAGUAACAAAGGCUAUGGCUUCAGUGUUAUUGGCUCUGCUCCGGUUAUUAUACAGAGUGUGGAAGAACAAGGACCUGCUAAGGAUGCUGGAAUUCAUGUAGGAGAUAUAAUCACUUCUGUGGAUGAGAUAGACUGCAAAUGGGGUGAUCAUCCUUUUGUUGUGUCAUUAAUUCGCAAUACUGACUCUUCUGUGACUCUUGGUAUUGUUACACCAGGCUCUCUCAAAGCCAUUACCGAGUUAUACAAUGUUAAACUGGCUAGGGAAGAUCAAGUUGUAACCAGUGACUACAGUGACUCUAAUGGAAGUCAGAGCUCAGGCUCAUCUAGAAACAGUACUCUUAAUGGAGUAUACUCCCAAACAAGCAGCAGCUCAUCUGGUUCAACAAGGUCUGGGGCUCCCGCUCGACGCAGUUCUGUGCUGGAAAUGGGUAAUGAGUCGAUUCUGUGGUAGCAUCAACUGAAAUAGAUUAGCUACCUGAGUCCUGUUUUGUCAUAGUUGUGGCGAUGAUCAAUCCAACGUCUGAGCUAAUCGCCUUUCAUCCUGCGUUACAGCGAAAACUAUUCAUCCAUUCUUGCAAGAACGAAGAAACAGAUUCUAUAAAGGACCUCUAAUUUCAUUCUUCAGUAUUCCAUUCUUGAAAUGAAUAGUUUAAUAUUCAAAUCAUAAUUUGAUUCAAAAAUUGUGAAAUGUAAAGUAGUUUAAGGUUUGGUAUAUUCACACAAGCAUGUCGCAAUUCAUCCCAAAUCAAAUUCAGAUAUUAAUUGCCAAAUGUCCCAUGCACUCAUGCAGUGUUGUUACACUGUAUUAGUAAAUAACUCUUGCAUUAUAGAGACUGCUAACAUAAUCUUAGGUAAUUCCAUUUAUAUAUUCAUAUAAAAUGCUAUCACAUCACUUAGUCAUUGCUACAUUUUCAGCACUGAGAAACUUAAACUGACCUAAUGUAUUGGUCUCUACACAAUAACGAAUUGCAAAAAAAUUGUAUUCACAAUAACUAAAUAUGGAAGAAGAAUUCUUGGGUUUUUACCAUAACCCAU
Molecule: messenger RNA, 4506 nt
Organism: Orbicella faveolata
Lineage: Eukaryota; Metazoa; Cnidaria; Anthozoa; Scleractinia; Merulinidae
Product: rhophilin-2-like
Biological process (GO): negative regulation of stress fiber assembly; signal transduction
Molecular function (GO): protein binding
Source: RefSeq, a predicted model, not a curated record